AUGGCACCAAGAUUUUUGCGGGAGCUCAUCCCCCGUCGAGAGAAGCGUGCCCCUGGCAGUGUAGUUGCUGCGUUGAGGAGUCUCACAUGGAUGCACUGGAUUCAGUUCUGGUCUGGCUGGCUUGCCUGGACAUGCGACGCCAUUGAUUUCUUCGCUGUGUCGCUCACGGUAACUCCCUUGGCGACACAAUUUCAUAAGUCCACGAGUCAGAUCACGACCGCCAUUACGUUGACUCUCUUGUUCCGGCCUGUCGGCGCUAUUAUUUUCGGUAUCUUAUCUGACCGAUUUGGCCGCAAGUGGCCAUUGGUUUACAAUCUCCUUCUCUGCUCUGUCCUUGAGCUCGGAACUGGCUUUGUCAACACGUUUUCACAAUUUCUCGCCGUUCGUGCCCUAUUCGGUAUUGCUAUGGGUGGAAUAUGGGGACUUUCGUCAGCCUCAGCUCUUGAGAACUUGCCCGUUGAACUUCGUGGGAUUGGAAGCGGGGUCUUGCAGGAAGGCUAUGCUGUCGGAUACCUGAUUGCAGCCGUCAUCAAUCUGACCUUGGUAGCCCAGCACGGAUGGCGGGUACUUUUCUGGACUGGAUCAGGCAUCAGCUUUUUUGCUGCAGUCAUUCGGUGUCUUGUCCCAGAGAGCGCGUUCUUCCUGCGUGCCAAAGAACAAGAGAUGGCGAAAGGGACUAAUACCUCGCAGAAAACCAAGAUUUUCAUUCAAGAAACGAAGGAUAUGCUUAAGCGAUUCAACUUCUUGUCUCACGGUUCACAGGAUUUAUAUCCCACAUACAUGGAGGUUACCAAGGGUUUUAGUGCUCACGAUGCCACUGUUGCAACCAUUAUUGGCAAUUGUGGUGCAGUUGCUGGCGGUGUUAUCGCUGGAUGGGCCAGCCAGUACAUCGGACGCCGCCUGACGAUCGUAAUUUUUACGCUUCUCAUCGGAGUGUUCAUUCCAUUAUGGGUUAUACCCACCUCAUUCUCUGCCCUCUCCGCUGGGGCAUUCUGUAUCCAAGUUGGUGUUCAGGGCGCUUGGGGCGUCAUCCCGAUCCAACUGGCCGAGAUGUCCCCGCCAGCUUUCAGAGCAACAUUUCCUGGUGUUGCUUACCAGAUCGGCAACAUGGUAUCGUCAGCGUCAGCACAGAUUGAAGCCACUGGUGGUGCCAACUUUCAGACAACGAUCAUAAAGGACGGAGUUCCUACUCCGGAGCCAGAUUAUGCAACGGUGCAAGCCAUCUUCAUUGGUGUCGUUGCUGCAUUCGUGGUCAUUAUCACGAUCAUUGGGCCCGAAAAUCAUGGCUCGCAUUUCGAGACACACAAGGCCGCUUUCGAAGAAGGAGGUGGAAGAGAUGAUGCUGUGGCGGAUAACGCAUCACAAACGUCAUAUCAUGAAAACGACGAGAAGAGCGGCGCUGCUUAGGCGCCUCCACCACUGCGUAAAUGAUUGUAGUAUUUAUCCACCACAGUUUGAUGACACUUUAAUGGACGAGUUCGCAAUGGCCCAGGAAGCCGGGCUUCCGGUUGAUGCAUCGAUGCUUUAUGUAAUAAUGAUAGCCAAAUUUAGCGCCAAAGGGCUUUGUUGCCAGG
Messenger RNA from Suillus subalutaceus, 1574 nucleotides. Its product is annotated as carboxylic acid transporter protein. Bases 1 to 1407 code for a protein of 468 amino acids. Gene Ontology annotation, molecular function: secondary active monocarboxylate transmembrane transporter activity. Gene Ontology annotation, cellular component: plasma membrane. NCBI's taxonomy places the organism in Eukaryota, Fungi, Basidiomycota, Agaricomycetes, Boletales, Suillaceae. The record is from RefSeq and is a predicted model, not a curated record. The transcript has 15 exons. Gene Ontology annotation, biological process: plasma membrane lactate transport.